UAAGAAAAUUGUUGGCGUUUCCACUGAUACGCCUUAGUAUAGGUGUAUUUAAAUGUUAGAAUGAGAAAAAGAAUAUCAGAAAAUGUAGAAAUAAUAACGCAUAACGUUAUCCUUGAUCUUUAUUAUGUAUAAAUUAUGCUUUAUAAUGGUUGCGUAAUUUAUGACAAUCGUAAAAAAACUGACCAAGACUGACCUUGAAUUCAAAGAAGCAUUUAGCUCCAUUCAAUGCUGUUGACAAGUUUUACAAUUUUCUUUUCUUUUUCUACGAAAAUUAGCGUUAAAAGCCCUUCUUAGAAAAGCAAGUAGCACCUGUUAGAGGAUAUGUUCCAUAUGAGAAGCUGGAGGUCGAGAGUUUAGUAUAUAGUCUCGUGACUAAUAAGUCUAUGAUGUCAGAAGACGAGAGCUGAAAAGUUCGUCUGCCACUUAACAAAUUUUCGUCUGCAUUCGACGAUCGGCGCAAUUUUUUUUUAGAGAAACGAGGUCAGUUACUUAAAUUUAACUUAUAAAUUUAUUUAAAAUGUUUUAAUUUUAAGAAACGAAAUUACAAAGGCGAGAUUCGUAGACGUUUUAGCGGGUUCAAAGUCCAAAAUACAUUUUAAAGUAGGUCUUUUUUUUUCUGUAUUGAUGAUGGAAACUUCUAGAAUAAGUUACUUUGAAUUGGAAGUUUAGACCAAGAAACUGCAUAUUUAGAAUUGCGCUACGAGGAAGAAACUGGAAAUAAAGCACUUUUUCAUGCUUGUAUUCUAUGCUUUAAUGAUAAACAUUCAAAGUGUCAAGCUUGAUGAAUAAGAAGGGCAAGCCAUUUUGGUGAAUUGAAGUUUUUUUUUGGAUGAUAUUUCGUACGAAGAAUCGUCAUUUACAUAAUAAAAGUCAAGUCUGUGGAAAUUAAAAUCAUACAUAUUUAUAUUAAACAUAAUAAAUUAAGACAAUUUACAGUUUCUAAACAAUAAUUGCAAAGCAGAAACACUUCCUGUUGUCAUAAUCACGUGCUCAGUUCGUCGUCCUAUUGGCUGUCGAGGGUAGCCGAAUGUGAUGCAAUUCGUCCUUGUGUAUGUUUUAUGAACAGGGAGAAGUGUAGCGAAUCGGCCAGAACAGCUGAUCGCUAACUACACCACACUCCACAGGCUGUAAUGUGAAGCGAUUAGAGAUUUCUGUAUGGGACCAGCAAUGAAGUAUCUGGAAAUGGAUAACAGCACUGCUUGGCAGGAACUGUUGCCCAACAAUAAUUAUAUGGGACGAGAAAACGAAGGGGACACAUCCCCGACCAUUACGUCUACGGAAAGUGGGACCAUAACCAAAAACUCUACCUUUAACCAUAAUUUAUCACUAAGUGGUUACUCGAAAUGCGCGGAAGACAAUUUAACCCCAAUUUUUAACAAAUAUCGACAUUCCAGAAUCAUUCCGGGCCGAUUAAGGAAGAGGGUGGUAUUAAAAAAUGGUGUCGUUAAUUUAUCAAAAGAAAGAGUAUCGAAGAGGGGGCAAAGAUAUCUUCAGGACAUAUUUACGACUAUGGUGGAUAUCAAAUGGAGAUGGAAUCUGUUAGUGUUUGCGCUCGGAUUUAUUCUCAGUUGGCUGGGAUUUGCUGUGAUCUGGUGGCUUAUAGCCAUGGCCCACGGGGAUUUCGAUCACAUUAACGAAGAAUCGUGGACCCCUUGUGUAAUGAAUCUGCGCAGUUUCACUUCGGCAUUCCUAUUUUCUAUCGAGAGUCAACACACCAUAGGAUACGGUUUUCGAUACACUACGGAAGAAUGUCCGGAAGGUAUUUUUAUCAUGUGCAUGCAGUCGGUAACGGGGGUCAUGAUUCAAUGUUUGAUGGCCGGUAUUGUUUUCGCCAAACUCUCCAGGCCCAAGAAAAGAUCGCAGACUUUAAUGUUCAGUAGAAACGCAACCGUCUGUCUCAGAGACGGUAAGUUGUGUUUGAUGUUUCGUGUAGGUGACAUGAGGAAGUCUCAUAUUAUCAGUGCUCAAAUCAGCGCUCAAUUAAUUCGCCGAAAAUUGACAUUAGAAGGAGAAGUUCUCCCUUAUUAUCACACGCCAUUGGACGUGCGAUUCGACGACGGAGGUGAUAGCGUUUUCCUCAUUUGGCCCGCCACUAUAGUUCACGUCAUAGACGAUACUAGUCCAUUCUACGAAAUGAGUGCCGAAGAUAUAUUAAAGGACAGUUACGAAUUAGUGGUGAUACUCGAAGGUACCAUCGAAUCGACGGGCCAAUCCAUUCAAGCCAGAUCCUCCUACAUUCCGAACGAAAUACUUUGGGGACAUAGAUUCGAACAGGUAGUCCGUUUCAGAAGGGAGACGGGAGAAUAUUUAGUAGAUUAUAGCAAGUUUAACACUACCUACGAAGUAGAAACUCCAUUAUGUAGUGCUAAAGACUAUUAUUCGUACACGAGAUUGCUAACUGUGUCUUCCAGAGCCACCAGUUUUGUGGAACAUCCUCAAGAAAGGAUCAGUCUCAGCUCCUUAAGAAGAAGUGUCUCUGCGGUAGAGAAACAUUCCUCAAAUCCUCACUUCCAACAAAUAGAAGAAUCUCUGAAUAGGAAACAAUAAAGAAGAAUAUAAAUUAAGUCAUUUCUUUAAAAUUGCGAGCAUUUCAAUAAGAAAUUAAGGAACAUUUCACACGCAAACUACUUACGCGAAUAUAAAUAAUUUGCGACUACUGUUUUAUAGAGGAAGAGAUAAGUACAAUCUGUGAAAAAUUAUCCACAAUUAGCUAUCUGAUAAACGUCUAAUUGGACUUUAAGGUUCACAAUAAACAUGAUACACUAGAGAUUUCCGAUUAUAGAAUGUUACCCUUUCUAAUGAUCCUUUAAAAAAAUGUCAUUAAAUGCUGUAAUUGAAGAAGGGCAUCGUUUUUUAUAUUCACUCGAAAUAAUAUUCUACGAAUUAGUGAAUCAAAAGAUUUAAUUAUAUUGACUGUGUGCUUGUUAUAUGUGAUGAUAAUAUAUAUUUUUUUUAAUUUUCAAGAAUAUUUUACAAUUUGACUAUUUAUAAAUAUUUAUAACGCUAUCAAAUUUGUUAAUUAUAAUUAAGAAAAAUUGUCAAAAAUCUUCAUAAAAAUGUUUUAAGAAUUGAUUUUAUAGCAGCUGAAUGGAAUGUUGUAUAGAAAAAUCUGUAUUUUAAAUGUUAUAACAUAUCAAGAUACAUAUACAUGUGCAUGUUUUUAGGAAUAAUUCAGAAACAAUAUUGAUAUGUUGCUUUAAUUAAUUUUUUAAAGAAGAAAUUUUUACUUUUAAAUGGAUUUCUUUUUGUAAAUAUACUCUUAUAUCACGCCUAAUUGCUCAAUUAGGAAUAUCUGGAUGGAACCUGGAAUUUUGGGUUUAAUUUAUACCGAUUUAUUCAAAUUUUAGUUGUUUUUUAACCCAAGAAAAGGUCAUUAAAAUUCAAAAUUUAGGCAGUAGAUCAAAGAAAAAUGGAUUUAGUUCAUGUUUCAUGUAUAAAAAAUAUUUUUUUCUCUAUCCAAAGUCAACUGACAGAUCUGUCGCUAAACAAAUAUAUUCAGUAGCAGAAUGUAGUUUGGUUUUAUAUUUAAAAUUUUUGAAUGGCAGGUUUCAUCACUCGAAGAGUUUCAAUUAAACAUUGCUAAUAUCUUAAUAAAAACAACGACAUAUUUUUUUGCUAUUAAAAUCAUUCCAGUUUAUAUUUAUCCAAAGAUUUUCAUUCAAUGUACCUUUAUAAAUAUUGUAUAUAAUGUGUAAGAAUCGAUGAUAUACACGAUAUAUUUUAUAAUAAAAUUAUUUUAUAUCA
This is a messenger RNA of Centruroides sculpturatus (bark scorpion), 3744 nucleotides long. Its product is annotated as G protein-activated inward rectifier potassium channel 3-like. The record is from RefSeq and is a predicted model, not a curated record. Bases 1156 to 2547 code for a protein of 463 amino acids. NCBI's taxonomy places the organism in Eukaryota, Metazoa, Arthropoda, Arachnida, Scorpiones, Buthidae. Gene Ontology annotation, molecular function: inward rectifier potassium channel activity. The transcript is spliced from 6 exons. Gene Ontology annotation, biological process: regulation of monoatomic ion transmembrane transport; potassium ion import across plasma membrane. Gene Ontology annotation, cellular component: plasma membrane.